AUGGGGGACCAGAAGCCGCAGGACCGGCCGAGGUCCCCGGGAAUGGACUCCAAGCCCUGGUACUGUGACAAACCGCCUUCCAAGUGCAUCGCAAAGCGCAUGGACCCUCGGAACCGGGUAUUUGUGACGCAGGGCAUGGACGACUUCCGCUACGCCUGUACGUCUCCCGAAGAUACGCUCGUUUGUCGCCGUGACGAGUUUUUACUCCCCAAAAUAUCUCUCAGAGGUCCCCAAGCUGACCCCAAAAGCAGGAAGAAAAAGCUGCGCAAGAAAGCGGCCCUGUUUUCCAAGCUCUCAGGAGCCAAACCAGCAAGGAAGGCGUUCGUAGAGGAAGUGGAAGCCCAGCUGAUGGCCAAGCCUCCGUUGGCCAUGAACUCCAAUCUGGGAGAAGAUACGCCUCCAGAUCUCCUACUACAGGUGCUGAAACCGCUGGAUCCUGAGAGGAAGCUGGAGGACGCAUGCGCUUGUGAGGGCCAGGAGACGACAACCGAUGAACCCAUGGAGCCUGGUAAAUACCCCUGCAGGGAAUUCUCCCCUCAGCCGCCCGAGACUCUGGUGUCCUGUCUCCGCCCAGAGCCUCCCAAGACUCCGGUGUCUAGUCUCUGCCCAGAGCCUCCCAAGACUCCGGUGUCUAGUCUCCGCCCAGAGCUUCCCAAGACUCCGGUGUCUAGUCUCCGCCCAGAGCCUCCCAAGUCUCCGGUGUCUAGUCUCUGCCCAGAGCCUCCUGAGACUCAGGUGUCCAGUCUCCACUUGGAGCGUCCCGAGACUGGAGUAUCCCAUCUCCUCCCGGAGCCUCCUGAGACUGGAGUGUGUCAUCUCUGCCCAGAACCUCCCAAGACUCGCGUAUCUCGUCUCCACCCGGAGCCUCCUGUGACUGGAGUGCCUGAUCUCUGCCCGGAGCCUCCUAAGACACGCGUAUCUCAUGGCCCAGAGCCUCCUGAGAAUGGAGCGUCUCUUCUCUCCCCGAAGCCUGCCAAGACUCGCGUAUCUAAUCUCCACCCGGAGCCUCCCAAGUCUGGAGUGUCUCAUCUCCGCCCAAAGCCUCCCAAGACUCCGGUGUCCAGUCUCCGCCGGAAGCCUCCCGAGACUGGAGUGUCCCAUCUCCGCCCAGGGCCUCCCAAGACUCGGGUGUCCAGUCUCCGCCCGGAGCCUCCCGAGACUGGAGUGUCCCAUCUCCGCCCAGAGCCUCCCAAGACUCGGGUGUCCCGUCUCCGCCGGGAACCUCCUGAGACUGGAGUGUCCCAUCUCCGCCCAGGGCCUCGCAAGACGCGGGUGUCCCGUCUCCGCCGGGAGCCUCCUGAGACUGGAGUGUCCCAUCUCCGCCCGGAGACUCCAGAAACUUGUGUAUCUCGUCUCUGCCUGGAGCCUCCUGACACGGGAGUGUCCCAUCUCUGCCCGGAGCCCCCCAAGAUACGCGUAUCUCAUCUCUGCCCAGAGUGUCCUGAGACUGGAGCGUCCCAUCUCCGCCCAGAGCCUCCCAAGACUCCGAUGUACAGUCUCCGCCUGGAAUCUCCCGAGAAUGGAGUGUCCCAUCUCGGCCCAGAGUCUCCCAAGACUCGGGUGUCCAGUCUCCACCCAGAGCCUCUUGAGACUGGAGUGUCCCAUCUCUGCCCAGAGCCUCUAGAGACUUGCGUAUCUCAUCUCCGCCCGGAGUCUACUGAGACUGGAGUGUCUCAUCUCUGCCCAGAGCCUCCCAAGACCCGGGUGUCCAGUCUCCGCCCGGAGCCUCCUAAGACUGCAGUGUCCCAUCUCCGCCCACAGCCUCCCAAGACUCAGGUGUCCAGCGUCCGCCCGGAGCUUCCCGAAACUGCAGUGUCCCAUCCCUGCCCGGAGCCUCCCGAGAGUCGCGUAUCUCAUCUCCUCCCGGAGCCUCCUGAGACUGGAGUGUCCCAUCUCCGCCCAGAGCCUCCCAAGACUCCGGUGUCCAGUCUCCGCCCAGAGCCUCCCGAAACUGGAGUGUCCCAUCUCUGCCUGGAGCCUCCCGAGACUGGAGUAUCCCAUCUCAGCCCGGAAACUCCCAACAGUCGUCGGGUGUCCAGUUUCCUACUACAGGUGCUGAAAAGUUGGGUGUCCCAUCUCCCCCUGGUGCCUCCCAAGACUCAUCGGGUGUCCAGACUCCGCCCGGAGCGUCCCAAGACUCGUCGGGUGUCCAGUUUCCACCCGGAGCCUCCCAGGACUCGUCGAGUGUCCAGUCUCCGCCUGGAGCCUCUCAAGACUCGUCGAGUGUCCAGUCUCUGCCCGGAGCCUGCCAAGACUGGAGUAUCCCAUCUAAAAGAACUGUUUCAGGAAGAUACACCAAACACAACGGAGUGUGUUUCUGACUCUCUUCAACAUAGAUACACAUCGAGAAAACUCUGUGACUUCAAGUGGGCAGGAGACCUGGGAGUUGAUGAAGAAUCCAUCAGCAGUCUGUUUGACUUUACCCCUGAGUGCAAAGCAAACUAUCAAGACCAAGAGAUUAAGAAGGUAAACGAGUGUUCCUCAGGGCUGAAGUGCAGCAUGGAGCUAGAUGACAUGGAUGAGGUCAAAUUCUUCUCACAGAAAAAAGACUUGGAUGAGCAAAUCCAGACUGCAUCGAAUUCUUAUAGUGCAGAGCAUGUGAAGAUGGGGUAUGGAGCAUGGUACCUCAAGCCUAAGUUGGGGAAAAAGCUAAGAAGUGAUGAACCGUUGAUUGACCCCAAGCUCCUACUUGAAAAGCCUGAUGAACCCGACAUUCUUGACGGUCUUUAUGGACCAAUUGCCUUUAAGGAUUUUAUAUUAAGCAAGGGCUACGAAAUGCCUGGCAUCAUUCAAAGGCUGUUUGCCAGGAAUGGAUGGACUUAUGACUCUGUUAAGACUCCUAUUCAACGUGCGAUGCAAGUUUACAAGUACAAAGAAGACGUCACAGAUGCAGCGGAAAAAGAUUAG
Messenger RNA from Rhinopithecus roxellana (golden snub-nosed monkey), 2907 nucleotides. RefSeq names its product family with sequence similarity 47 member C (gene FAM47C). Bases 1 to 2907 code for a protein of 968 amino acids. Lineage: Eukaryota; Metazoa; Chordata; Mammalia; Primates; Cercopithecidae. The record is from RefSeq and is a predicted model, not a curated record. The transcript is spliced from 2 exons.